AUGUCUUUGUAUGUUGCGAAAGACUCCGACUUCAAACCUGUGCGUUACACAAGAUUAGCUCCAUGCGAGCGGAAACCUGAAGGGGAUAUCAACUGCCCUGGCAUUCGUCGCAAUGGAAGCACACGGCUUCGACAAGCUCAACUCGUCCUAACCAGAAUUCUAAGAAUCUUUGAUCUUAUAGCUAAAAAGCAUGGCAUAAGAUACUGGUUGCACAGAGGGACUUUAUUAGGCGCUGCACGUCAUAAUGGACACGUCCCUUUCGACAACGACAUAGAUAUAUGUAUUCCUAAAGCAGACUAUGAGAAGUUUGUUAAAUACGGCGUCAAAGAACUUCCUGAGGAUAUAUUUUUUCAAACGGAAGAAACGGACCGCCACUGGGGAAUUCUACCUUUUAGCGGCUUACUCGGAAAAUUGCGGGACACGCGGAGUUGCUAUGGCUGUGGCAGCAGUAGUUGUAAACACAAAAAUGGCUUACAA
Porites evermanni is the source of this 477-nucleotide messenger RNA. NCBI's taxonomy places the organism in Eukaryota, Metazoa, Cnidaria, Anthozoa, Scleractinia, Poritidae. The record is from the annotation of a GenBank genome assembly.